AUGGUGUCUGCUAACUCUCACGAUUAUGUUAGUGGGGAGAAAAUACAUGUAUUGACGGACGUGGAACAUGAGUUGAAUGCAGAAACUCAUACCGGUUCCAACUCCAUCUCAUUUGGACUUCCUCAGCUAUCGGAAAAAUACGAUGCCUUGAGACAAAACAGAAGCUUGAUUAUUCAGCAGACCGAAAUCUUUGGUGCUGCUUACAAUAAAUGGUACUUACAAGUGUUCUUGCUUCUCAGUGCUUUUAUAUGUGGCUACGGUUACGGGCUGGACGGAAACAUCCGUUAUAUUUAUACUGGUUACGCUACAUCUUCUUAUAGCGAGCAUUCUCUUUUAUCUACCAUCAAUGUCAUUAAUGCGGUGGUUAGUGCCGCCUCACAAAUCAUCUAUGCCAGAUUGUCCGAUGUUUUUGGUAGACUCUAUCUUUUCAUCAGUGCUGUUAUUUUAUAUGUUGUUGGCACGAUAAUUCAGUCGCAAGCUUAUGAUGUUCAAAGGUACGCUGCCGGUGCUAUCUUCUACAACGCCGGUUAUGUAGGUGUAAUACUCAUUCUUUUGAUCAUUCUAUCCGAUUUUUCAUCCCUGAAAUGGAGACUGCUAUAUCAAUUUGCACCCACUUGGCCUUUUAUCAUCAACACGUGGAUUGCUGGUAACAUCACCUCUAGAGCUAACCCUGUUGUGAACUGGUCUUGGGAUGUGGGUAUGUGGGCUUUCAUAUUCCCCUUAUCGUGUAUACCAAUUGUGUUGUGUAUGUUACACAUGCAAUGGAGGGCCAAAAAGACUCCUGAAUGGCACACUUUGAAGGGUCAAAAGUCUUAUUAUCAAGAACAUGGCUUUAUCAAGAUAAUAAAACAAUUGUUCUGGAUGUUAGAUAUCAUUGGUGUCCUCUUGAUGGGUUGCUCCCUUGGUUGUAUCCUAGUCCCAUUGACCUUAGCUGGUGGCGUUAAAACUACUUGGAAUGACUCAAGAUUGAUCGGUCCCUUUGUCCUUGGUUUUGUUUUGAUCCCUGUCUUAUGGAUUUGGGAAUAUAGGUUCGCUAGAGAUCCAAUUCUUCCAUACAAGUUGGUCAAAGACAGGGCCGUAUGGUCCUCCAUGGGUAUUUCCUUCUUAAUCGAUUUCAUCUACUACAUGGCUGCUGAUUAUUUAUACACAGUAAUGAUUGUCGCUGUCAAUGAAUCCGUGAAAUCUGCGACAAGAAUUUCCACAUUAUCCUCCUUUGUAUCUACCGUAGCUUCUCCAUUUUUUGCAUUACUUGUUACGAGAUGCACCAGACUGAAACCAUUUAUCAUGUUCGGUUGUUCACUGUGGAUGGUUGCUAUGGGUUUAUUGUACCACUUUAGAGGUGGCAGUCAAUCACAUUCUGGUAUUAUUGGUGCAUUAGGUGUUUGGGGCGUGGGUACUACAUUGUUCACUUACCCAGUUACUGUUUCGGUACAAUCUGCCGUCUCUCACGAAAAUAUGGCAACAGUUACUGCUUUAAACUACACCCUCUACAGGAUUGGUUCUGCAGUUGGUUCUGCAGUCUCUGGUGCAAUUUGGACUCAAACUUUAUACAAGCAAAUUUUGAAGAGAAUGGGUGAUGUCGCUUUGGCCACAGCCGCUUACGAUUCCCCAUAUACUUUUAUUGAGACCUAUACUUGGGGUACCCCACAAAGGGUUGCUUUGAUGAACGCUUAUAAGUAUGUUCAAAGAUUGGAAACUAUAGUAGCUUUGGUGUUCUGUGUCCCAUUGAUUGCACUUUCGUUAUGUUUAAGAGAUCCUAAAUUGACCAAUGCAGUAGCAGUGGAAUACAUCGAAGAUGGUGAAUAUGUUGACACGAAAGACAAUGACCCAAUCCUAGAAUGGUUCGAAAAGAUUCCAUCUAAAUUCACCUCUAAAAGGGACUAG
Molecule: messenger RNA, 1884 nt
Organism: Saccharomyces mikatae IFO 1815
Lineage: Eukaryota; Fungi; Ascomycota; Saccharomycetes; Saccharomycetales; Saccharomycetaceae
Gene: ARN1
Product: siderophore transporter
Exons: 1
Coding region: 1-1884 (627 amino acids)
Biological process (GO): transmembrane transport; intracellular iron ion homeostasis
Cellular component (GO): endosome; vacuolar membrane
Molecular function (GO): siderophore-iron transmembrane transporter activity
Source: RefSeq, a predicted model, not a curated record